Messenger RNA from Cetraspora pellucida, 447 nucleotides. The record is from the annotation of a GenBank genome assembly. NCBI's taxonomy places the organism in Eukaryota, Fungi, Glomeromycota, Glomeromycetes, Diversisporales, Gigasporaceae.
AUGAACCAAUUCAAAGAUCCAAAAACAGAGGAAUUGCUUCGACAUAUACAAGAUGAGAUGAAAAAAUCAUUACAGAAUGUACAAAGUCCUGAACUAGUGUUUGAAAUUUUUGAUAUGGAUAUGCAAGAUAUUGAAACACAAGACAUUGAAACAAAGAAAAUCUGGAAUAAUAUUCUGGAUGAGACUAGUGUUUUAUUAGCAAUUAUGUCAUAUCUAUCUCCAAAGGAUCUUUUUAAUUUCAUUCAUUUGGAACUUGAAAAUGAUCAAAACUUUUCAUCAGAUUUAUUUUCAGCAAUUUAUUCAGUAGAUAUUGAACAGCUCCAAGAAAGGUAUAUAGAUUUCGAGAUACCGGCUCAUUCUGCCAUAUUUUACAUAGUAUUUUUCUUUCAAAAUGAUGUAACUAUUACUUAUAAAGAAUAUACUAAAAUUUCAAGCCAUUUGAGAUAA